Molecule: messenger RNA, 1113 nt
Organism: Amoebophrya sp. A25
Lineage: Eukaryota; Dinophyceae; Syndiniales; Amoebophryaceae
Source: the annotation of a GenBank genome assembly
GUCUGGUCGUGAGCUGGAAUUGCAUCUCUCUCCCGCGCGUUACCGUACUGGCCUGCAAAAAAAGCAAAGCGGGUCAAAAAAUGCGGACGAUGAAUUCUUUGCGUCACGUUUCAACAAGACUCUUCGGUACAUUUGGAAACGAGUGAAAGUGCCUGACUCCCAAUUGACCUUGUGGUUUAUGACCCGCGUUUUGCUUCACGGACACCACUACGAUUCCAUUACCAAAGAUGCUGCCAGAAAAUGGACGCUGAAUCUACCGGAAUCCGUUCUGGAAUCGAUUCGAAAUGUAACAAAUCAGAGACUCUCCACGGAAUCUCUACCAGAGAAACAGACGGGGGCUGAAUCUCUACAACAGGAUCAGGAACUGGAACAGCUGCUCGUCACUGCAGUCCUCUCAACUGGGGAAUUCUGUGCCUUUGGAAAGCUGUGCCGUCCUCGUCCAGGAGAUUUUGAAGGAAAUAAAGGAGAUCUUGUUGGUGGACACCUUGGUGAUGAAGCCAACAAGGAGGCUACCAAGGUUUUGAUCAGCAAUUACAACAACAUCAAGAUAACUGCUUCCAUAACGGAGAAAGAGCGUGUUGAGCUGUUGCAGCCGUCCCUGGCUAUCAGCGCAAAUAUGGCCUUUCAGAAUGCCGUUGCUAGGAGCUGCACGGUCGACCAUGCUGCCGUGCUUAACUGGCAAGGACAGCACGCUUCGGCAACCGCGACAGGAGCGCCACCGCUGCACGAACGCAUCACCUUUCUGACGGGGCCCCCUGGCAGCGGAAAAAGUGUCCAAGCUUUAACUCUCUUGCUUCGCAUCGAAGACGAAGCGUCGAAAUUAAUGAGCGAGAGCGCGGCGCAGCAGCCAGAACAGGUUCUACUUCGCUACCACACGACAAACGAGAAGCUGCGGAACGAGGUCAGAAGCAGCAUCGAGAAGCACUACGAAGACGCAAGUCAUUUGCUUCCUGGAGCGUUAUCUUCUGGAUUCACGAGUAGAAUCGAAGUUCACAGUGGGCCUGACGGGCUAACGCAGUCUCUCUCUGAUGAGGACAGCGACGACGAUGACUUGGCACUUGCUGCUGAAGGCCGUCCAACAGAUGGAGGAGCACGGGACCAGCUCCUUUCUAC